AUGGACGAAGUUCAAGAUCAAGAAGAUGAAGUCAUUAAUCCUGAUAUUGAGGUAUUUAUUUCUUACUUUGAAAACCUCAAUAUAGAUUCUGAAUUUGACAUUUAUCAGGAGUACACAAGUGAAAAUUAUGGAAACAUAGAUGAGGAAAUAGUAGCACAACCAAACCUAACAACAAACUUCAACACAACAAUCAUAGGUCACAAGAGGGAAUUGUCAACACAGACUAGAAAGUUAAUUGUACAACAAUUAAGUUGUUUGGCUAAAGAACUAGAUAGACGUUUGCCAUGGGGUACAAUCAAAACAAUUGCAUUGCAACAUAACACAUCUAGGUGGACAGUAGCAAGGCUUUGGGAAUCAGCCAAAACAACAAUGCAAAAUGGCAUUGUAGUUGAUGUUAAUAGUAGAAAAAAGGGAAGAGUUGGUAGGAAACCAAGAGUCUUUGACAUGACUCUGCUUAAUGUUGUUCCAAUUGAAAAGAAGACCACAAUUAGAGCAAUGGAAAGGGGCAUUGGGCAUUCACAAGUAUAUAGAAUAAUGAAGUCUGGUAAUAUUAGAGCACAUACAAAUUCAAUUAAACCAAAACUUUCUCAUGACCACAAAAUAAGAAGACUCAACUUUAUUCUAUCCCAAAUAAUACCACCUACUAUAGACAACCCACCAAAGCUCAGUUUGAUGUAUAAUGUUGUACACAUCGAUGAAAAAUGGUUCUACAUGAGUAGGGAAACACAAAGGUACUAUUUAUUCCCUUGGGAAGAGGAAGAACCAUACAUGUGUGUGAACAAUAAAAAUUUCAUAGGUAAAGUAAUGUUUAUAGCAGCUAUUGCAAGACCUCAAAUUAGUACUAAUGGAGAAGUGUUGUGGGAUGAGAAAAUAGGAAUUUUUCCAUUCACAGAGACUUAUUAUGCAGUAAGAAGGUCAGAAAACAGACUAGUAGGUACACCACAGCUAAGAGUAAUACCAAAAGUUACACGAGAUGUCAUUCGAGAUAAACUAAUCAAUGAAGUUCUAUUAGUAAUCAGAUUGAAAUGGCCAGCAAAUGGAGUCAAAGAUAUUUGGAUUCAACAAGAUAAUGCCAAGCCACAUAUUUUAACAAAUGAUCAAGCAUUCAAUGAAGAAGCAAACAAAGAUAGAUUUAACAUAAGACUAGUUUGUCAACCAGCAUUCAGUCCAGAUAUGAACAUCUUAGAUUUGGGUUUGUUUAGUGCACUACAAUCAAUUCAAUUCAAGUCAUUCCCAAAAGACCUCAAAGAUUUGAUCAAAGCGGUCAAUGAUGCAUAUGACACUUUUGAACCAAAACUUUUGAACUACACGUGGAUACAAUAUCAACUAUGCAUAGAGGUGUUGAAAGCUAAAGGUAGUAAUAAUUACAAGAAUCUACACAUUAGAAAACAAAGAUUGGACAGGUUGGAUAUGUUGCCAAGACAAUUAGAAUUUCCUCCAGAACUUAUAGAUGUAGCACUUCAAUUUUUAUCUCAUGGUAUAAUUAAUCUCAAUGAUCUUCCACAAGAAGAUUGA
Amaranthus tricolor (Joseph's coat) is the source of this 1515-nucleotide messenger RNA. RefSeq lists its product as uncharacterized. The transcript is spliced from 2 exons. The record is from RefSeq and is a predicted model, not a curated record. Gene Ontology annotation, molecular function: nucleic acid binding. Lineage: Eukaryota; Viridiplantae; Streptophyta; Magnoliopsida; Caryophyllales; Amaranthaceae. The coding region runs from base 1 to 1515 and encodes 504 amino acids.